CCCUCCCCCUUCCCCAGCCAAACAAUUACUUCGUUCAACACACUGAUACGCACUCUUAUGUCCCUACACUGCAAGGUAUUAGGAAUACGCGCAGUAGAAAAUGGUCGUUACUACAAAGGCAGUAAUCGCAUCCUUUGGCGGCAAGCUUCUGAAGCUAAGUCACUUGUCCACUUCAACCAGAUGUGAGAUGGCUUUCAACCUCUAUCUUCCACCUCAGGCUUUCGAGGAUUCGCACAGGAGAAUACCCCUCCUGAUCUAUCUAUCUGGCCUGACGUGUACCGCCGAUAACUGCUCUGAGAAAGGGUUUUUCCAGCACGGGGCCAGCAAGAAUGGAAUAGCUGUACUAUAUCCCGAUACCAGUCCGCGGGGUCUCAACAUUCCAGGAGAGAAUGAUAGCUGGGACUUCGGGACAGGUGCAGGGUUCUAUGUAGACGCUACCCAAAAGCCUUACAAUAAAGCGUACAAUAUGUACACUUACGUGAAAGAGGAGCUACCUAAUGUAGUUUUCCAACAAUUUCCCCAGCUUGAUCCCGAGAGGGUCAGCAUUACGGGUCACAGUAUGGGCGGCCACGGAGCCUUAGUGUUGUUCCUUCGCAAUCCCGGAAAAUACCGAUCAGUUUCCGCCUUCGCGCCGAUUUGUAACCCAAUCAACUGCCCUUGGGGUCAAAAGGCAUUUUCAGGUUAUCUCGGAGAGAAUUACCAGGACUCAUGGAAAGAAUAUGAUUCUACUGAAUUGGUGAAAGGAUGGAAAGGUCCCUUGAACAUGCUUAUCGACGUGGGUACUGGAGACAAUUUCUACAAGCAAGGCCAACUUCUUCCUGAAAACUUCGAGCAAGCAGUCCUUGAAGCAGGAGCUAAGGGUCUACGUAUACGCUAUCAACCAGACUACGACCAUAGCUACUACACAAUGGCGUCAUUCUCGGAUGACCAUAUUGCGCAUGCGGCGCAAUAUCUUUUCUAGUAUGCAACCGAGUGUGAUCCUUGGUUUUAAUCUGCUUUACCUAGUGACCUCCCUUGUCCUGUCAUCUAUUUUCUUGCUUUCUCUUGUUUCAUUUUCUCUAAAUUUACAUUGGACGUUAAGCCAUUUGGCUUUUCAACAAUGGUUGUAUUCUUUAACUAACAGUAAGUCCGUCCUAGUACAUUUCCAACCUUAGAAAUAUUCAAGUGAAUUAUUUCCUAAAAUACUCAGUUGACCGACUAAGUGACUCAUCGAGAUAAGUGAUGAAAGGCUACGUAGCAUACACUAAAUGAUUUUUGUACUACCUCCAAGACGUACAUCUCAAUGCCAAGACGCCUAAAUACUGGUUAGUAGUCCUAUCUAAACAAAAUACAAAGUGUGUACUUCGAGUGCUAUACAAAACAGAUCAGAGAAUCAUUAUUAGCGUGGAG
Molecule: messenger RNA, 1389 nt
Organism: Paecilomyces variotii
Lineage: Eukaryota; Fungi; Ascomycota; Eurotiomycetes; Eurotiales; Thermoascaceae
Product: putative esterase
Exons: 4
Coding region: 101-961 (286 amino acids)
Biological process (GO): formaldehyde catabolic process
Cellular component (GO): cytosol
Molecular function (GO): S-formylglutathione hydrolase activity
Source: RefSeq, a predicted model, not a curated record